AUGUCGUUAAAACUAAACGAGCAAAAGCGCGCUAGGAUCAAACCACUUCGCCGAAACCGGCCAGCGUCUCGGGCCGAAAGUGUCGCCGAACAAAGCCGCGCCGUGCGCGGAUUCAAUGCUGCGUGGUCCAAACAAGCGGCUUCGGACUUUUCCCACGUAGCAGCGACGGCGCCGAUUCGUGGCACGGGCCAGCUGUUCCCACGUAGCUGUCACCGCGUAGACCCAGUGCCGGCUAUCGGGCCAUCUACGCCGCGGUGGACAAUCCGCCUAACAAAGCCUCGGCGGCUUGUGGCCGAACGUUUCCCACGCGCUAACGGUCCGCCGCGUCCGGGCUGCACCGGCGGCAUUCCCGCGCGGACGACGUCCAAUCCCGGCCCAUUUCGAUUCUCAGGCGAAGUCGCUUGCCAGACCGGAGAUGGAACAGAAACAACGGAGCAGGCUCGCGUCGGGCAGCCUCGUCAUGCGGCCAAAACGGCCGAGAUGCCGAUACAAAAGACUCACCGA
This is a messenger RNA of Iphiclides podalirius (scarce swallowtail), 504 nucleotides long. The record is from the annotation of a GenBank genome assembly. NCBI's taxonomy places the organism in Eukaryota, Metazoa, Arthropoda, Insecta, Lepidoptera, Papilionidae.